AUGUCGCUCGCCAACAAGCUCUCCAUCAACGAUGUUGAUCUCAAGGACAAGAGGGUCCUGAUCCGCGUCGACUUCAACGUCCCCCUCGACGCCGACAAGAAGAUCACCAACAACCAGCGCAUUGCCGGUGCUGUGCCUACCAUCAAGCAUGCCAUUGACAACGGCGCCAAGGCUGUCGUCCUCAUGUCCCACCUCGGCCGCCCCGACGGCAAGGUCAACGCCAAGUACAGCCUUGAGCCCGUCGUCGCCGAGCUCGAGAAGCUGCUCGGCAAGUCUGUCCAGUUCACCAAGGACUGCGUCGGCCCCGAGGCUGAGGAGGUCGUGAACAAGGCCACCGGCGGCCAGGUCGUUCUGCUCGAGAACCUGCGCUUCCACGCCGAGGAGGAGGGCUCCUCCAAGGACGAGAACGGCAACAAGGUCAAGGCCGACAAGGCCAAGGUCGAGGAGUUCCGCAAGGGCCUGACCGCUCUUGGUGACGUCUUUGUCAACGAUGCCUUUGGCACCGCCCACCGCGCUCACUCUUCUAUGGUUGGCGUCGACCUGCCCCAGAAGGCUGCCGGUUUCCUCAUGAAGAAGGAGCUCGACUACUUUGCCAAGGCGCUCGAGAACCCUCAGCGCCCCUUCCUCGCCAUUCUCGGCGGCGCCAAGGUCUCGGACAAGAUUCAGCUCAUCGACAACCUCCUCGACAAGGUCAACACGCUCAUCAUUUGCGGUGGCAUGUCCUUCACCUUCAAGAAGACUCUCGAGGGCGUCUCCAUUGGCGACUCGCUCUUUGACGAGGCCGGCUCCAAGACGGUCGGUAAACUCAUUGAGAAGGCCAAGGCCAACGGCGUCAAGGUCGUCCUCCCCGUCGACUACAUCACAGCCGACAAGUUUGACAAGGACGCCAACACCGGCACAGCCACUGACGAGACUGGCAUCCCCGACGGCUGGAUGGGUCUCGACUGCGGCGAGAAGUCGAUUGAGCUCUACAAGCAGGCCAUUGACGAGUCCAAGACGAUCCUGUGGAACGGCCCCGCCGGCGUCUUUGAGUUUGAGAAGUUUGCUCGCGGCACCAAGGCCACCCUCGACGCUGCCGUCGCUGGCUGUGAGGCCGGCAAGAUUGUCAUCAUUGGUGGUGGUGAUACGGCCACCGUGGCCGCCAAGUACAAGGUCGAGGACAAGCUCAGCCACGUUUCCACCGGCGGUGGUGCGUCGCUCGAGCUCCUCGAGGGCAAGGAGCUGCCUGGUGUCGUUGCUCUGUCGAGUAAGUAG
Molecule: messenger RNA, 1254 nt
Organism: Verticillium nonalfalfae
Lineage: Eukaryota; Fungi; Ascomycota; Sordariomycetes; Glomerellales; Plectosphaerellaceae
Gene: PGK1
Product: phosphoglycerate kinase
Exons: 3
Coding region: 1-1254 (417 amino acids)
Biological process (GO): gluconeogenesis; glycolytic process
Cellular component (GO): cytosol
Molecular function (GO): ATP binding; phosphoglycerate kinase activity; ADP binding
Source: RefSeq, a predicted model, not a curated record